GUUAGCUCAUCACGAUGUCUUUUUCCUUUGCCAAACUUGACAAUCAGUCCAUGGGGCCUUCAUUUCAAAAAACGAGUCCUGUGAGUAGUAUCUUUUGCUGGGAAACUACCCAUUGCUGAUUCAUUCCACUCUGAAUGGAUCAGAACACUGAGCUUUUCAGUCGAGACUUGGUCACCAUCUCUAAGUCGGAAUAUCAGUCUUUGCUCCAAGCUUCUAAUCAUUUAAACAAGCUGAAAGAAUCUCUCUUGAAUGGUGGACUAUCUCAGGAAACCCUCAAUAUAUUGAUUUACGAUACACCACCUUGUCCACCCAGUGCCCACAAGAAUGUCAAGGGGAGAUCUGCGGCAAAUAGGGCUCCGCGCAACGAGAAUUCUGCAAGCCACAACGAACGUCUGAAUGGAAAAGGAGCCGAUGAGGAGGAGGAUGUCAUGACAGAUUCCCACAGCGAUGAGAAAGAUGAUUACGGAGAGUCUUCAGGAAGCACAGAAUCUUUUGGGCAGAAUGACCAGCGUACCGUGCUGAUUCGUGGCUUACCUGACAGAGCCACACACAAAGAUAUCGCUCAGGCCGUGAGAGGUGGGCCUCUACUGCAUAUCUAUCUUCGAGCUCGAGAACAUUCAGCGAGCGUGUCAUUUGUCGACGAGGCCCCUGCCCAGGAAUUCUUACAGCAUACAAAGGCCCAUGGUCUUUAUGUAGCUGGAAAGAGGGUAGAGGCUCUAUGGAAUGACCGUCAGUUUUACCUCCCGCCGUACGUUCGAGCCAAAAUCAACAACGGGGCUACCCGGAAUUUAGCCAUCUACAAUGUCCACCCACAUAUCACUGAGGCUGUGAUUAGAGAAGAUCUAGAACAUAUUCACAAUCUGAUUGUGAUUUCAGUGAAGUUCAAACGCGGCAAUGCUUUCAUAUCGACUAAUUCCGUGCAUAAUGCCCUGUUCGCACGAUCUUGCAUGAUGUCCCGCUUUAAAUACAAAGGAAUGAGGAUUUCUUUCUAUCCUGACGAAUGUCGAGAGCAGUUUGCUAAAAUGCCUGUUGCUCCCAAGAAGGAGCUGCCCGUAUCUUCAAGGAACCCCAUUUCAGUCCCAAACAGGUUUCAUCUUCUAUUCCUUGAUGGAGCCGAGGAUGACGAGAGUGGAGACCAUCAUGACGGAGUGAGUAUUAACAUGAAUGAUAAUAUCUGCUGGACAGACAACAGUGUAUCUGCUUGAUCCGUGAAAGGCACUACCACAGGAUCCAUUUCUUCCCUUCUUUCACCAUAUUUUUCUUUCCUUAGUACAUGUUUUCCCCCAUUUUGCACUCUGUUGAUCUGUGAAAGUGCGAUAUUUCUUGUAAUCUGUUCAUAUUUUAGCAUACACACAUCAUACACGGGCUUUGGGGAAAUUGCUAGCGAGAAGGCAGAGCUGGAUGGCUAUGUAAUAUUAAUCUUCGUAUUAACAUCAACUCUGUUGGUCAAGUGGUAUUGC
Aspergillus ochraceoroseus IBT 24754 is the source of this 1460-nucleotide messenger RNA. RefSeq names its product RNA-binding protein. Bases 135 to 1205 code for a protein of 356 amino acids. Gene Ontology annotation, molecular function: nucleic acid binding. The transcript is spliced from 6 exons. Lineage: Eukaryota; Fungi; Ascomycota; Eurotiomycetes; Eurotiales; Aspergillaceae. The record is from RefSeq and is a predicted model, not a curated record.